This is a messenger RNA of Brachypodium distachyon (stiff brome), 2801 nucleotides long. Its product is annotated as O-fucosyltransferase 35. NCBI's taxonomy places the organism in Eukaryota, Viridiplantae, Streptophyta, Magnoliopsida, Poales, Poaceae. Bases 298 to 2202 code for a protein of 634 amino acids. The transcript is spliced from 9 exons. Gene Ontology annotation, cellular component: cytoplasm; chloroplast; Golgi apparatus. The record is from RefSeq and is a predicted model, not a curated record.
GUAAUCCCACACCCGGAUUCCCACUACGCGCCUCACGUCGACGACUCGUCCUGCCGUCUCCUUCACGCGUCAUCUUCGUUCGCCGCUUCAGUGGCUUAGUCCACUCCCACCUUCCCGUCGCGUCCCAACCGAACAAAGGCAAGGUCCAUUAAUGGCGCCUCCGCUGAUUUAGCCUCUCUCAUGGUACCAAUAGUCCGCGUGGGGACUGGGGGUGCCGGGGGAGAGUGAAGGCAGCGCGACUUCAGGGUCGAGGAGUUGGACUGCGUCUGCUUGCCUUGCUGGAGCUCCCACCGCCACAUGGGCUACCAACCCAAGCACGGCGGCGGAGGCCCGGGGGCCGCAGGAGGCGGCGGCGACCUCCUGCCGCGCUUGCAUAGCCCCCGCGUCGCCGGAGGAGGCUACAUGACCCGCCGCGCCAACUCGUUCAAGCGCUGCCCCGGCGGCGAGAUCGAGCUCCAGAUCGGCUCCCCGCGCUCGCCGCGGACCGAGUGCGUCGGGAGCCCGCCCGCCGAGCCGUCGGAGGCGUCGUCGUCCAGUACCUACGCCUCCAUCGGCUCGGCCGCCGGGGGCGGCGGCGGCGGCCUCCACCACCAGCAGCACCUUCGGUUCCGCCUCUUCAAGCGGCCGGGCUCCAGUGGUGGUGCCGGCGAGGUCGUUCUGGGGCUGGGGAUCCGGGAGAGGAGGAAGCUCGGCAACCUGCUGUUCUUCGCGUUUUGUGGCGUCUGCCUGAUUCUCGGCGUCGCCAAGAUCUGGGCGGGCGGCUGGUUCGGGCUUCCUGGCGAUGAUUUGCAGGAUCUCUCUGUCUCCUUCUCCAGUGAUAAAAGGCAUCAAGUUAAUCACUUUGGAUACAUGAGAGGGAAAGAGAGUGACAGGAUGUUGAUGACAGUGGAAUCUAGGAUUGGCGAAAGAGAAGGCAUUGUGGCUGAGGCCUCUGAUGUCUGGUCUCACCCAAGCAGUGAACAUUUCAGACAAUGCAUUGUCUCAAACUCACAUAAAAAGAAUGAUUCUCAAACAACUGGCUACGUUCUCAUAAAUGCAAAUGGAGGUUUGAAUCAAAUGAGAUUUGGGAUAUGCGACAUGGUUGCUGUUGCUAAGAUCCUGAAGGCAACACUGGUUCUACCUUCACUUGAUCAUACAUCCUACUGGGCAGACGACAGUGAAUUUAAGGACCUUUUCAAUUGGAGACACUUCAUUGACUCACUGAAAGAAGACAUUGAUAUUGUUGAAAUGCUACCUCCCGCAUACAAGCAAAUUGAGCCUAUGGCCAAAGCUCCAAUUUCCUGGUCAAAGGUCAAUUAUUACAGAGAUGAAAUACUCCCUCUCUUGAAGAAACACAAAGUCGUUUACUUUACUCAUACUGAUUCUCGCUUAGCAAACAAUGACCUUCCUAGUCAUAUUCAGAAACUAAGAUGCCGAGUUAACUAUAGAUCUCUGAAGUAUUCUCGUACAAUUGAAGAUCUUGGUGCUACCUUAGUUUCGAGAAUGCACCAGGAUGGAAGCCCGUAUCUUGCUCUCCAUCUAAGGUAUGAGAAGGAUAUGCUAUCUUUUACUGGUUGCAGCCAUGGCUUGACAUCAGAUGAAGAGCAGGAGUUACGUAAGAUGCGUUUUGAGGUCAGUCAUUGGAAAGAGAAAGAAAUCAAUGGAACUGAGAGAAGAAGUAUGGGUGGCUGUCCUUUGACUCCAAGGGAAACUUCACUUUUGUUGAAAGGUUUGGGUUUCACACGAAGCACCAGAAUUUACUUGGUUGCGGGUGAAGCUUUUGGCAAUGGAAGCAUGCAGGCACUGGUGGACGAUUUUCCCAAUAUCUAUUCCCAUUCUACCCUUGCAACAAAAGCGGAGCUCGAGCCCUUCAAAAAUCAUCAAAAUAUGCUUGCUGGUCUUGACUAUAUUGUAGCUCUCCAGAGUGAUGUCUUUAUUUACACUUACGAUGGAAAUAUGGCAAAAGCUGUACAAGGCCAUAGACGUUUUGAGAACUUCAGGAAAACAAUUAACCCAGAUAGGAUGGGUUUUGUGAACUUGGUUGAUGAAUUUGAUGAAGGAAGAAUUCCUUGGGAGGAAUUCAGUUCAGAAGUGAAAAGGUCACACAGUGAUCGAACAGGAGCUCCAUAUUUUAGGGAGCCUGGAGAAUUCCCAAAGCUAGAGGAGUCUUUCUUCGCUAAUCCCUUGCCUGGCUGUAUAUGUGAGAAACAUAGUGAACAAUGAAUGGGUAAUCAAGUCCAUUAGAUGAUUCUUUGACCAACCACUCCUCCCAGAAGACAUAGGGUCCUCGGCUUCCUGCCAGCUCAGCCCUGAUCGAUGAAUUUAGAGUCGAGGCAUGGCACAUUGCACCUCCAUUUGAAGUGCUUCCCCUGCUGAAGUUCACUGGAAGAAAAUUGACAGGUGUUCAAAUUAUGCAAGCAAUUGACAAUAUGGCAUGCCCUGCUGAAGCUCACUGGAAGAAAAUUGCCAGCUGUUCAGAUUAUGCAAGCGAUUGGCAAUAUGGCAUUGGUAAAUUAACUCCCUUGCAACCAGAGCAUCUGGUUACCCGGCCUCUAUUGCAACGACUUCGAAUGGUAUAUAGUACGAACUACGCUGGAGUAUGCACUUGGUGUUCCCAUUAUUGCUGCUCCUGUCUCCUGCUUGAGUUGUAUUUUAUGUAGACAACACUGGAUAUACACACAUGUACAAAAUGGGUGCGUUGUGCCCUUAUGUGUGCUGUGUACAACUGAAUAUUUUUACACGUGUUUUAUUGAGAUAUACGCAGAAGUAAAUGGUAGAGAUCUUGCCGAGGCUCGCAUUGAGUCUGGUUUAAGUACUUCUGA